Molecule: messenger RNA, 2741 nt
Organism: Hylaeus anthracinus
Lineage: Eukaryota; Metazoa; Arthropoda; Insecta; Hymenoptera; Colletidae
Product: protein regulator of cytokinesis 1-like
Exons: 1
Coding region: 180-2120 (646 amino acids)
Biological process (GO): mitotic spindle midzone assembly; microtubule cytoskeleton organization
Cellular component (GO): cytoplasm; spindle; mitotic spindle midzone
Molecular function (GO): microtubule binding
Source: RefSeq, a predicted model, not a curated record
UCCCAUAUCCCAUGGUUCAGAAAGGUUAAUCCUGUCACACGAAUCAAAUUUAUUUAUUUUGUAAUUCGUAAAAGUUUAUAUAAGUAAUAAACACAAGAAUAGUCUAUCAUAAUUUCAUUCAAGUUAUUCUAUUAAUCUCUGAGAGUUUCUUUUAACACGCGUACAAACAAAAUACAAGAAUGGACGAGUUGUCUAUAUGGGAACCAACACUGCAAAAAACUAUGAUAAAUCUACGAAGUACAUUACUCCUGUUAUACCAAAUAUGGGAAGAGAUAGGAUUUACAAAAGAAGCCUGUUCCAUGUAUUGUGAACAGGUAUUUUCUCAUAUAAAUGACCUCUUGCAAGAAAUGGUUUCAGAAGCACAACUGAGAAAAAAAACAAUACUAAGCAAUGUUACACAAUUAAUGGACCAAACUUCUGCUAUAAGUAAGGAAUUAGGAAGAGUGGUUCAAACUACUGGAUAUGAAAAUUAUUCAUUGAAAGACCUAGAGCAAGUGCUAUCUUCAGAUUUACAAAAGUUGCAAUAUUGCAAAGAUCAGCGCAUGGCACUUUUAAAGGAAUUGCGUGAAAAGGAACAAUCCCUUUGCAGAGUACUUGGUACUCAACCGAUCAAUUUAGAGAACAAUUUACCAUCUGAGGAGGAACUAGAGAGUUUUAAACUAUAUCUGGAAAAGCAAGAAGGCGAGAAGAAUCGUUUAGAAUCAGUUUUUAAAGAAAUGCGCAGAACAAUCAUCAAAAUGAUAAAUGACCUGGGCAUAUCUCCAUCCACUAAUUUUGAACAUUUUAUAUACACAGAUGGUGAAAACUUUGUUCUCAAUAGCAAUAAUAUGAUCAAAUUGAAGGAACUUAGAGAUGAUCUUAAACAUCAGGUAGACAAGGUAAAAAAACAUGUGGAGGAUCUUACACAAGAGUUACAUGCAAUAUGGAAAAACCUUGAUGAGCCAGAUCAUAUUUGUCAAUCAUUUCUUAGUAGUUACAGUGGAUACAGUGUUGCAACUAGAAAUGCUUUACAAGAAGAAUUAGCACGAUGUAAAGAAAAAAGAAAGCAAAAUAUUGUAAAAUAUGUGUCACAAGUGAGAGAUCAAUUGGUGAAUUUAUGGGAUUUAUGUAAAUUCAGUGAAGAGCAAAGAAAACAGUUCCAAUAUUUUCAUUGUCAGACAUACACAGAAGAUUUAUUGACAUUACACGAGCUCGAAGUAAAAAGAGUACAGAAGUUUUAUGAGAGCUAUAAGCACAUAUUUUCACUCUUAGAACAACGUGACAACUUGUGGACAAAAAUGAAAGAACUGUUGCAACGUGCAAAUGAUCCAGACCGUUUCUACAAUCGUGGUGGUCAGUUAUUAAGGGAAGAGAAAGAACGUAAGAGAAUCCAAAAACAGUUACCAAAAAUGGAAGAGCAACUUAAGAAUUUAAUAAAAGAGUAUGAAGAAAUAAAUGGGGAAGAAUUUACUAUAAAUGGAAUGUCAAUAGAGGAAGCAUUAAAGGAAUCAUAUAAUCAUUUGAACAAAAAAAAAGAAACAAUAAAAAAGACUAGGAAAGAAGCAAAAGACAAAUCAUUGAAAAAAGUAACUUUAAGUGCUUCUAAGAGACUUACACCCAAUGCAUCAAAGAAAGCACUAGGUGUGACGAGUACUUGUCGCUGGAAACCACUGGGUACAUCAAAUAGAAAGUUAUUGUACACUCAAUCUCCAAAUACAUCAGCAAAACAUAGAAAUCCUGGCAGUGGAUCUAAAUUAAGGAGGAAUGGAAGAGCUGCAAGAAAGAUCUUACAAUCUAAAAAAGAAAUAACUAAACGUGAGGAAGAUAAAGAAAACUCUAUGUCGCAAAGUUCAGUUGAUAUGGAUACAACAUAUAAUCUAUUCAAAAAAUAUUUAGAAGAUAAAAGAGAUCUCCAAAGUUCCGUAUUAUCAGAACAAAUUUUAAUAAAUGAAACUAUAUCCAGAAUGAAGACGCCGGUACGAACCCCCGCGAAAUCAAUGCGGAAAAAGUUAUCGUCCAAGACAACACCUACAACUUCUACGUUAAUGGAAUCACAAUUACUUAAAUCAUCUCGUAGUCCUAGACUUGUACAAUCGUCAAAGCUUGCUACUACAUCAACACCUUUACCUACAAUCUCUUGAUUUAUAAUAAGAAUCCUAGGAAGUAAUUCAUAUCUUAAUUCGCGAAAGGUAGUUUUUAAAUAUAUUAAAUUCAUAACCAAAUAAUAACUUUAACAUGUAUAAAUUCGAUAAUUUUUAAAAAAUUGACGGUUGUUUAAUUAGGAUAGUGAUAGAAGAUAUUUAUAGAAGAUGCUUUAGAUAUCUAAUUGGAAGAUUAAUUUAUUUUUAUUACGUCUUUGAAUAUGUAAGGCGAGUUUGUUAAUGCGUCUUUCGUGCUAUAUUAUUUAACUACAAUCUAUCGUAUACGCGUGUAUUAAGUAAGAAUUAUAAUACAAAUUAUUGCGCACAUGAAAUAGCAUUUACAAAAUCGAAUUUUAAAUAAAAUUUCAAUUUUGCAAAAUUUGUAAUACCAUAAGUGUAGAUUUUCUAUAAAAUAUUAUUAUUAGAAACGUACGUUUAAAUGCAGUUUCGUAAGUGAUAAUAUUUUUCAUAAUAUAUUCAUUUACACUUUGUAAUAUAUUUUACAUAUUUUUUUAAAAAAAUGUUUAAAAGCAACAUAAAUCUGUAGUAAUUAUUGUAUAAGCCAUACCAAAAAUUUAUUAAACAUGACCAUCAAAUUAUAUUUUCAUCAAAGAUACGCUA